GUCUCGCAACACCACCGCAAUGGCGGCGCUGCGCCUCCUCCUACUCCUCGCCGCCGCCAUGCUCCUCGUCGUGGCCUCCCGCGGCGACGCUUCGGGCGCAGCCCCCCGCGGGCGCAAGCUGCUGGUGCUCGUCGACGACCUGGCCGUGCGGUCCUCGCACUCGGCCUUCUUCGGCUCGCUCCAGGCCCGCGGGCUCGAUCUGGAGUUCCGCCUCGCCGACGACCCCAAGCUCUCGCUCCACCGCUACGGCCAGUACCUCUACGACGGCCUUGUCCUCUUCGCCCCAUCCACACCGCGUUUCGGUGGAUCAGUGGAUCAGAAUGCUGUUCUGGAAUUUAUUGAUGCUGGGCAUGAUAUGAUCCUGGCAGCAGAUUCUUCGGCUUCUGAUCUUAUCCGAGGCAUAGCAACAGAGUGUGGGAUUGAAUUCGACGAGGAUCCAGAGGCGAUGGUUAUUGAUCACAUUAAUUAUGCCUCCACAGAGGUUGAAGGUGACCACACCUUGAUUGCUGGUGAUGAUCUGAUCCAGUCAGAUGUGAUAUUGGGGUCCAAAAAGAUCGAGGCACCUGUGUUGUUUCGAGGAAUUGGACAUGCAGUUAAUCCAUCAAACAGUUUGGUUUUGAAAGUUCUAUCUGCCUCUCCAUCAGCGUAUUCAGCAAACCCGAAGACUAAGUUGGCAUCCCCUCCAUCUCUCACAGGGUCGGGUAUAUCACUGGUUUCUAUUAUGCAGGCAAGAAAUAAUGCUCGGGUGUUGAUAUCUGGAUCACUGGAUUUGUUUAGCAACCGGCUCCUAAAGUCUGGUGUUAAGAAGGCUGGUAGCAAGACAAGGCACGAGAAAUCUGGAAAUGAACAGUUUGUGACAGAGACAAGCAAAUGGGUCUUCCAUGAGAGGGGCCAUCUAAAGGCAGUGAAUGUGGCUCACCACAAGGUUGGGGAGACAAAUGAACCUAGCAUGUACCGCAUCAAUGAUGACUUGGAAUACUCGGUUGAGAUCUAUGAAUGGUCUGGAACAAGCUGGAAACCAUAUGUUGCUGAUGAUGUUCAAAUUCAGUUUUACAUGAUGAGUCCUUAUGUUCUGAAAAAUAUGUCAACUGACAAGAAGGGUUUAUAUUCAACAUCCUUCAAAGUUCCAGAUGUCUAUGGUGUUUUCCAGUUCAAAGUUGAGUACCAAAGGCUUGGAUACACUGGUGUUUCUCUUGCAAAGCAGAUUCCAGUGAGGCCAUACAGGCAUAAUGAGUACGAGAGAUUCAUAACUUCAGCAUAUCCAUACUAUGCUGCCUCGUUUUCAACAAUGGGAGCCUUUUUCAUAUUCUCAUUUGCGUACCUGUAUCACAAAUAGAUAAGCCAUGGAAUAGCAGAAGGUGCCCGAGGCUGAUUGUGCUAAGCCGUAUUCCCAGGUGCAAAUUUAUGGGACAUCUUUUUUGUAGAGCCAACCUUACCUUGGACGGCCACCAUUGAGGAUAACAAGCUUACUCCUGUUUAUUAGAAACUUCCACAUCCCGCCAUUACUUCAGUCUUUUCAGAUGAACACUGGAACUUUUAUAGUCAAUAGAAUUGGAAGGACCAUAAGAAUUUAACGAGUUGAUGUGUUGUUUGUGUUGCACAAUUUUGUUCCUGGCUCUGGACCUUGCAGGUCAAUAUACGAGAACCUGCUUUGGUUUUGGAUGUA
Messenger RNA from Lolium rigidum, 1666 nucleotides. RefSeq names its product dolichyl-diphosphooligosaccharide--protein glycosyltransferase 48 kDa subunit. Lineage: Eukaryota; Viridiplantae; Streptophyta; Magnoliopsida; Poales; Poaceae. The transcript is spliced from 13 exons. The record is from RefSeq and is a predicted model, not a curated record. The coding region runs from base 20 to 1336 and encodes 438 amino acids. Gene Ontology annotation, cellular component: endoplasmic reticulum membrane; oligosaccharyltransferase complex.